GUAUCCAGUACAGGCUUGCUUGCUAGAGACAGAGCAAGUUGGACGAUAAAAACAGAACAAGACAAAGGGCACAAUGUGGUGUCGCAGGCUGGCAGGUUUUUAUCCAGUUGCAAAAGCACUGCAAACACAUGUGGUCAGAAAACAGGUUUUAAGGUCAUCCAUCUUCCAUAAGAAUGUUACAUCUGUACCUCGCUGGUUCAGUACAGCAACAGAGGUUAAUGUCUGCUCUUGGGUUCUUCACAAGGAUCACCUUGAGGUAUUUUAUUCUGGAACUUGUAUGCGCUUUAAUUAUGUGUGGUUGCGUGAUCACUGCCGGUCAGCUUCCUGUUUCAAUGCCAAAACCAACCAACGUAGCCUGGACACGGCCAGCGUGGAUCUUGAUAUCCAACCUGCUCAGGUGCGGACGGAUGAGACCACUCUAUACCUCACUUGGCCAGAUGGUCACAUUACCAGAUAUGGACUAGAAUGGUUGGUGCAAAAUAGCUACGAAGGUCAGCAGCAACAGCUAGUCCAGCCUCGGAUACUGUGGAAUGAAAGGAUCUACAAGGAGGCAAAUGUCCCCUCUGUUAGUUAUUUAGAAUUUCUGGAAACAAAUGAGGGGCUGAGAAAUUUCCUGCACAAUUUCUUGCUGUAUGGCAUAGCUUUUGUUGAUGAUGUUCCAGCAACCCGGGAGGAUACAGAAAGAAUAGCAGAGAGAAUUUGCCAUAUCAGGGAAACUAUCUAUGGUAAGAUGUGGGAUGUUACUUCUGACUUCUCACGUGAAGACACCGCUUACACCAAAUUAGCCCUGGAUUGUCACACAGAUACCACAUACUUCCAAGAACCUUGUGGUAUCAUACUAUUCCACUGUGUGCGGCAUGAGGGGACUGGGGGUCGCACUCUGUUAGUGGAUGGCUUCAAUGCAGCUGAUCAAGUCCGUCACCAACAUCCAAAUGAUUUCGAACUCCUCAGCAAUGUACCUCUGAAACAUGAAUAUAUCGAGAACAUAGCAGGAAAUAAUAAUCACAUGGUGGGGAUUGGUCCUGUGUUAAAUGUUUACCCAUGGAAUAAAGAGCUUUAUAUGAUUAGGUACAACAAUUACGAUCGGUCUGUGAUCAGCACCGUGCCUUAUGAUGCAGUACAGCAAUGGUAUAGUGCACAUCGUAAGUUGACCAAUGAACUGAGAAGGCCUGAGAAUGAAUUAUGGGUAAAAUUAAAACCAGGAAAGGUCUUGUUUGUUGAUAAUUGGAGGGUCUUGCAUGGAAGAGAGUCCUUCACAGGAUACAGGCAGCUUUCUGGCUGCUUUCUCUCCCGAGAUGAUGUCCUGAACACUUCCCGCUUACUUGGACUAAAGGCUUGAAGGCAUCACGACUCUAAAACUUACAUUCAGGCCAAAAUAAGCACACACAGGAAUUGGUCAUAGGAUUUUACAUUGAUAAUCAAUAAGGAAACCUGAUACUUAAAGCCUGCAAUACUUUCAUCAGGAAUACAGCAUAUUGCAGUGUAUCCAAUGAAUUAUUCACCUUAUAAUAUUUUUAAAUUGGCACAGCGUUUUAAGCUGCUCGAUUUUAAUAUAUAGAACUGCUGCGAAAAAAAAAAUAUUUUAGCUUUUUAAAAACAAUAUUGCAGAUAUUGACCAAAUCUGAAUUGCAAUUUAUUUUGUUGCUUUGUGCAGUCACCCCGUAGAGGGGUGUAAAGUGAGGGCUAGGUGAACUUGCUCUUUUUCUGUAUAGGUAAGCCACAUAGACUGUCAGCUAUCAGUAUAAUUUAUCUCAUAGGAAACAAUGUUAUGUACUUUUAGGCAUCUGGAAAUAGAUUGUUUAGCCUUGCAGUUAAGGACAAUAGUGCGGAUCUUUUUUCUUUAAUAGUGCGGCUCUUUUUUACUUUAUAUAUACACAGUAUAUAUAUAUAUAUAUAUAUAUAUAUAUAUAUAUAUUAACAUGGAAGAGAACACCCUAAAUUUGUAGCAACUUGCCUGGGUGCUUGUAAAUAAGGUAAAUAAAGUGACUUAGUACCGCACUGAACUGGAAUACUUGUGAACAAAUCAAAAUUUAUUGAAAAAAAUCAGACGUUUCAAACACCAACUGUACUCCAGUUGGUGUUCGAAACGUCGGCUUUUUUUCAAUAAAUCUUGAUUUGUUCACAAGUAUUCCCAUUGAGUGCGGUACUAAGUCACUUUAUAUAUAUAUAUAUAUAUAUAUAAACAAGGUAAAGUUGUGCUCACCACUAAUUUUUAAAACCAUUAGGUGGUGGUGCAAUGAGGCUGUGACCACAAAAUACAUAUAGACAAAUACAAGAUUCCUCUGCACUCAACCCAUUAUCAAUAUAUUUAAGACACUGAGACAUUUUGUGCAUACUGCUACUGAAAAAUGCCUUACCCUUUAAACAAAACAGGGAUUGUUUGUCCAUAUAUUUCAAUAUAUUUAAGCUGGCCAACUACGUCAAAGUCAUCCCAUAUCUGGCCAGUCUUAUGCUUAAUUUUCAUCUGAUUCAUUAAGAAUUCUAUUGCUUCAUUAUACAUUUUACAAAGGGACAAAGUUUUACCUGCAACUUACUUACUGCAACUUUUACCUCCCAAACUUGGCUGCCCUUUUAUUAGACACCAGUGGAAUCACCUGACUAUAGCUGGGAAGGGUGGGAGCUACAACGUGGAGCUCGUAUUUGUCUAUAUAUAUAUAUAUAUAUAUAUAUAUAUAUAUAUAUACACAUACAUAUAGGAUUAUUGAGAAGACGAACUCCAUUUUGUGAAAAAUUCAAAUGUCUUUUAUUGUGUAAAUAAAUCCGACGUUUCGGCCCCCAUUGGGGCCUUUUUCAAGGAUAAUGGUGUACAAACAGAAUGUGCUUUAUAUACCCACUCCCCCAGUUCAAACUUGGCACCAAAGAUGACGUCAUACAUUCCUAAAAUUCAAUCACCUACAACAUAAAUGCUUUUUACAUCACAAAAACAAUUAUUCUCUCUCACCACUAGGUGUCACUGGUUGUACUGCGUAUGAGUCCAUUGAACCAGCCAUAGAAUCUGUGAAAAUGCAUACAAGUUACAUAUUUAGUGCCAAAAAAUCAGUUACAUAAUGUUUAAAUGUUAUUAAACAAAAUUUGUUAAAAACAA
Molecule: messenger RNA, 3085 nt
Organism: Xenopus laevis (African clawed frog)
Lineage: Eukaryota; Metazoa; Chordata; Amphibia; Anura; Pipidae
Gene: tmlhe.S
Product: trimethyllysine hydroxylase, epsilon S homeolog
Biological process (GO): carnitine biosynthetic process
Cellular component (GO): mitochondrion
Molecular function (GO): oxidoreductase activity; trimethyllysine dioxygenase activity; iron ion binding
Source: RefSeq, marked provisional